GCCGAGCGCUGCGAGCGGAGCCGGGGCCGGGGCAGCCGCUGCCCCCCGCCGCUGCUCGCAGCCCUGCCCUGCCCGCCCCCCUCCUCCGUCCCGCCCAAGCCAUGAACUUUGGCCGCGGCCCCGCCGUGGUGUUGAACGUCGGGGGCACCCGGUACUCUUUCUCCCGGGAGGUGCUGAAGGAUUUCCCGCUGCGGCGGGUGAGCCGCCUGCACGGCUGCCUGUCGGAGCAGGACGUGCUGGAGGUGUGCGACGACUACGACCGGGAGCGGAACGAGUACUUCUUCGACCGUCACUCGGAGGCUUUCGGCUUCAUCAUGCUCUACGUGAGGCACGGGCACCUCCGCUUCGUGCCGCACAUGUGCGAGCUCUCCUUCUACAACGAGCUCAUCUACUGGGGGCUGGAGGGCUCCCACCUCGACUACUGCUGCCAGCGCCGCCUCGACGACCGCAUGUCCGAGACGUGCACCUAUUACUCGGCCGAGGAGCCGCCGGGGGAUUCCGGCGCCGGUCCGAGGGGCAAAGCCCGGCGGGCGGCGGCGGCGGCGGCCGAGGGAGGGAAGUGGCUGGAGAGGAUGCGGCGGACUUUCGAGGAGCCCACGUCUUCGCUGGCGGCCCAGGUGCUGGCCACCGUCUCCAUCCUCUUCGUCAUCGUGUCCAUGGUGGUGCUGUGCGCCAGCACCCUGCCCGAGUGGCGGGCGCCGGAGAACCGCAGCGUGGAGGAGCAGAGCAGGUACACAGCAGAGUCAGUGAGGGAGCCCUCAGGGAUAAUUGAAGCUAUCUGCAUAGGCUGGUUCACUGCAGAGUGCAUUGUGAGGUUCAUCGUUUCAAAGAACAAGUGUGAGUUUGUCAGAAGACCUCUCAACAUUAUUGAUUUACUGGCAAUUACUCCUUACUACAUCUCUGUUCUAAUGACAGUUUUUACAGGGGAAAAUUCGCAACUCCAGAGGGCUGGAGUCACUUUGAGGGUCUUAAGAAUGAUGAGGAUUUUUUGGGUGAUUAAACUGGCUCGUCAUUUCAUUGGCCUUCAAACACUUGGUCUGACUCUGAAGCGUUGUUACAGAGAGAUGGUGAUGCUCCUUGUCUUUAUCUGUGUUGCUAUGGCAAUUUUCAGUGCACUUUCCCAGCUGCUUGAAAAUGGGCUGGACUUGGGAACAAAGAAUAAGGAUUAUGCCAGCAUCCCUGCUGCUUGUUGGUGGGUGAUCAUCUCUAUGACCACAGUUGGUUACGGUGACAUGUGUCCCAUCACAGUACCGGGAAGGAUUCUUGGAGGAAUCUGCGUGGUUAGUGGCAUCGUUUUACUAGCCUUGCCAAUCACUUUCAUUUAUCAUAGCUUUGUGCAGUGUUACCAUGAGCUCAAGUUCCGAUCUGCUAGGUAUGGUAGAAGCCUCUCUGCUGAAUUCUUAAAUUGACCCUACUCGAAUUCUGUUGUAGUUACUUGCUAAGCUUUGUCUUAGAAGAGAACGGUGGAAAGUCCCUUCAUGUUUCCUCCUUGACUGGAUGGUCCUAUGGAACAACAUUCUCGUCCCGCCUGGAGAAAGCCCGUCACCAUUCAGACAGGAAGGAUGGCUACCUACCUUGGGCAUCUUGCAAGGAAAAAGAGUGAUUUUUCAAAUCUGAGAGAACAAAAUGACAAAACAGGAUUCAGAAGUCCUCAACCAGACCAGCUUGGUCUUCAGUUUGCCUUUCCACAUGAACGCAGAACAAAUAAAUGGGCUUAACACUGAGGUCCAUCAUUCCCAUAAUUACAUCUUAUAUCAUUCAGAGCAAUGUGUAGCAGAAGUACAUGCAGCUCUGAAUGUUGUAGCAAAGACCUCCCUAACCACAGUUACUUUCUUCUCUGGAAUCAAAUCUUUAAUUGAAUUGUUAUACUUUAUGAAGAUCAACAUAAAAAUACUGGCAUUGAUAAAUGUAUUUUCAGGUAGUUUAGUGGGAGAGCUAUCCAAAUUUUAUAUACGCUCAGUUCAACUCCAUCCACCUGAAGUUACAUAUUCAUAAUCGUUGGUUUUUUUUCCACUUAAUUAAACAUUUAUGUAUAUCAUAGUGAAAGCUCUCUAAGACAAAUUAUAAAAUUCCAUCACUUGAAAUGAUCUGGAGAAAGCACUGGAAAACAAAUGUAGCUGCUCCUUGUCAAAUGUGACUCUCCAUCAUCUUUAAAUUACACAGUCCUUAACAAAGGAUACACUUUAUGGAAGUUUCAAAAACAACUGCCCAAAAGAUAUCAAAGUAAGUGAAAUAUAGAAGUGCAAGUUGCACUUGGCAAAAGGGUAUAUUCUCCAGUGUAACUACAAAUUAAAAUGAAUCAAGUUAGGUUCUGAAAUGCUGUUCACUACAUUUCUUGUGUAGUACUGCUAAGUAGCCUUGUACUGUAUAAUUCUGAAAAGCUGCUAUGUAGAACUGUGCAGUUACAUACUAAAACAUGUUUAGGUACAGCUUUACAAAUUUGGAUACCAAUAAACAUCAGUGAAGAACCUUAUUACUAACCUCAAAGUUCAGAGUCGUCAGCAUAGUUAAAUUUGGUGUGCUUGCCUUAAAAUAAUGCAUUUAAUAUUACUGUACUGUAGAAGCAUCUUUUGUAUAUGUAUUUGUUAACAGCUUUAGAAAUAAAAUGAGUACCACCUAGAAAACAGAGAUUUGGAACUGCUCUCUCAGAGAGAAGUAUCGCGUUGGCCAGUGACUGGUAUGUUGAAGGCUCUACCCUGAAAGAGCGCUUGAGACUUGAACAAUUUAUUAGCAUUUUAUGUGGUCUUAGUCGUAAGUAGUCUUAAAGGAAUACAUUGAAGAAUAAAAUGUUUCUGAAGACCUGAAAAGAAUUUUAGCAGCUUUCUAAAUACAAGCUUGACUUUUCCUGCAGCAGUUUUUAUAGAGCGUAUUAUUGAGUAACAUUACAGACAUACCUCCAUUUCUUGCCACUGACACAUUCUGGUGCACAGGUGGUCAGCUGUAAACUUCCCUAUUCUGCUAUACUUAUGCCUUUUGUAUCAGAAUUAUGUAGUUCAGGAAUGUGCUCUUGCAACCACAGAGAGGUGAAUAUCAGUUAAGCAAAAAAUUCCUAAGUGAGAUUCACAGCUGAUGUUAGCUAGGCAAGUAGUGACUUCAUAGACACUCAAGAUAUCUUACACCAGUGGAGAUGUGCUGGCUCUGUAUUCCUGCAUGUGUACCUAUAUAUAUCCUGCAUAUAUUAUAUAUUAUAGUCAGUUGCAAUGUUUUCUCCUCCUUACAAAAAAAUUCCUCCUUGAUAAAAUCCAAACAUCUUUUUGAAGAAAAUGAUAUCUUCAUCUUCUAAUGAAAAGUUUACUUUGGCAGUAUAAAACUAAUCAAAAUUUCAAGGAGAAAACUUCUAUUUUUUUUAAACUUCUCUCAAUUUUUUUUUCCUUUAAAAAUGGAAAAACAAAAACAAACAAACAAAAACCCAAUACCCAGUUGAGAUCUUCUACCUACAGAUUUUCAUGUUAUUUCCCAAGUAUUAACCUUGGGAAAAAUACCAAUAAACACCCUUAAAAAUGACUUUGUCUUUUGUUCAUUGACCAAAUCAAUACUCUGGGGUAAAACCCUCCUUCCACAGAACAACUCACCAUCAGGAUGACAAUUGUUUGAAAUCAGUAUAAGUACUUUAAAGUAUGUUGCAAUCUUGAUUCCAAGACAAAAUAAAACACACUGCAAUACUACUCACUACUACCAUAAAUCUAACUUUUAGAUGCCUGUACAAAGGAAAAAAUACAUACAAAUUAAUGCACAUAUUAACUUGUGAAUAUCAAUUUGCAUAUUGAAUCAUUUUGUAUAAGCAAUUAAGUACAGGAAAUUUUCAAAGAUGAACAGAUCCAGGUUAUAUCUGGUACACAAACAAAAUGUUUGAUCCUUUAUUAAUUGUUUUCCAGCUAAUGAAUCCAUUCCCCAGUGUAAAAAGAUUAGCUACUGAAAAUAAUUGUGUAAAGGAAUAAGUCUGUGGAGAUCAUAUACUUUUUUAAAAUAGUUCAUGUUCAAUUUUUGUAUGGCAAAAUGUGGACAGAAUGACCUUAUGUAUUUUUAAUUCAGCUAUAAUAAAAUAUUAUUUUGGAACUGCUCUCUUUAUACAACAAUUAAGAAGAGAUACUGUUGGGUUGGUUCUUCUGUUGUAGGGUUUCUUUUUGGUUGGUUUUUUUUUUUUUUUUUUUUUUUUUUUUUUGCUGUUGUCUUAUGAUUAUCAGCAUGUAGACUUUGGUUUCCUUAGAAACCAAGUUGAAGUAACAUGAUCUCAAUAGUAACCUUAAAAUAAAAUAUUAUACUAAGCAAUUAGGGUUCCUGAUUUUUAGCAGUAUAUGUUAUACCAUCUUCUAUGGACAAAUGUUUUUCUUUUUUUUUCUUUUUUUUUUUCUUUAAUGAAACUGUAAAGAAAAUGAAUUAUAUUUGUGGUCAAAAACGAGAAUAUAUUUGAACAGGUGAAACUUUUACUGAAAGCGUACUUGGGAUUGUGUUUUAUGCAGCCAUUGGGUACAGUACUUUCUUUUAAAAUACAGCAUGUCAAAGACAAAUGAGGACAAACUGGCUCAUUUCUAGUAUUUGCCAGUUUUAAUCCAAUACAAUAAAAACAUUUAAUGGUUGGUACUUCUUUGAUCAUUAGAAACAUUUGCAAUUGAAACAAAUUAGAUAAAACAUAAAAUAAUAAAAGUGAAGAUAAAUGAAGACAACUUACAAUUGUGACCCCGCCUUUAUGUUCACCUAAAGUUAAACCAAUGCCAAUGAAUUCUGAAGUACCAUUAUCCAUCUUGAAGACAGCAAAGGUUAAUCAUACCUUAGAGUAGAUAAAACUUUAGAUUUGAUCCUUAAAACUGACCUAUUGGGAACUGCACACCGGCUGCAGACCUUCAGGGCAUUCAAUGCCAUUUAAACAAUUGAUAAUUACUGAAAUUACAUCUAUCUUCCUUCUAGAAUUCUUCAUGGAGCAUCAUCCUCAAAAAUUGCAAAUAACGAAAGACAGUUUUCUUUGAUACAAGUCCAUGAAAUAAUAUUUCUUUUACGGACACCUGCAAAAAACAAACAAAAACCCCCAAUUAAUUUAAUCAACUGGCGAUUUUACAGUUUUAUUAUCAUAGGGAUCAGCCAUUCAAACAUGUGAAAUUCAUUGUUACUGCACAGUGGUUGAUGCUGGUGUACACAGCAGCAAGCUUGAAGAUAAAAAUCCCAUGCGCCUUUCUUGAUAACUAUGUAUUUAAAGCAAAAAGUUUUUGUAUUGUCUAUGAAAUUUAGUCCCUGUGAAGGAAUCAGUCUCCAACUUUAGUGUUCAGCUUUGCUGUUUCAGAAAGAAAACUCAUGUCCUUAUGUGUUCAAAUCACUUGUCUCUUCCCCUCUUGGUAAUGAUAAGAAAACCUUAGCCUCAAGAGCCUGCCAGCAGUAGCAGUACACACACAGCAGACACUGAAUUCCAUAUUCAAAACAAUGAGUCUUCCAUAAGCCAGCAGGAUGAACAAGGUCUGCUCUGUUCUGAACAUUCUUCCACAUAAGAGGUUCAGGAUGAAACAACUGCUUAGAAUUUCGGUCUCUUGAAGUACCUUCAUGUUUUUAAUAUUAUCCUUUCCAGUGUGCUUAUAAGAUGUUUGGCAGAAAAGAACCUUAGCUCUGCAUAGCAAAAAUUAAAAUAAAUAAAUAAAU
Molecule: messenger RNA, 5625 nt
Organism: Gallus gallus (chicken)
Lineage: Eukaryota; Metazoa; Chordata; Aves; Galliformes; Phasianidae
Gene: KCNG3
Product: potassium voltage-gated channel modifier subfamily G member 3
Exons: 2
Coding region: 102-1409 (435 amino acids)
Biological process (GO): protein homooligomerization; potassium ion transmembrane transport
Cellular component (GO): membrane; voltage-gated potassium channel complex
Molecular function (GO): delayed rectifier potassium channel activity; protein binding
Source: RefSeq, a predicted model, not a curated record